UCGCUCUUCCCUCACUCCAGCGUCUUCGCGCUUGCCUGGCCACCUGCCUGCUUGCCUGGCGGCCGUCUGAGCGGCGGGGUCGCGGGGCGGCGCCGGACCAGGCCGGGCCGCUGCGGCCCGCGAUGCGGCGCCUGGGCUCGGUGCAGAGGAAGGUGCCCUGCGUGUUUGUGACAGAGGUGAAGGACGAGCCGUCGGUCAAGAGAGAGCACCAGCCAUUUAAAGUUUUGGCUACAGAAACUAUAAAUUACAAAGCAUUAGAUGCAGAUAUAUACAAUGCGAUUCCGACUGAAAAAGUAGAUGGAACUUGUUGUUAUGUCACCACCUACAAAGGUCAGCCAUACCUUUGGGCUCGAUUAGAUAGAAAACCAACCAAGCAAGCAGAGAAAAGGUUUAAAAGAUUCCUGUAUUCAAAGGAAAACUCAAAAGAGUUUAUUUGGAAUGUUGAAGAAGACUUCAAAUCUGUUCCAGAGUGUUGGAUUCCAGCAAAGGAUAUAGAACAGUUAAAUGGAAAUCCAGUGCCUGAUGAAAAUGGGCAUAUACCGGGUUGGGUGCCAGUGGAAAAAAAUAACAAACAGUAUUGCUGGCAUUCUUCUGUGGUCAAUUAUGAGUUUGAACUUGCCCUCGUAUUGAAUCACCAUGCUGAUGACCCUGGACUUUUGGAAAUCAGUGCAGUGCCAUUAUCAGAUCUCUUGGAACAAACACUGGAGCUUAUAGGAACAAACAUUAAUGGAAAUCCUUAUGGGUUAGGAAGCAAAAAGCAUCCAGUACAUCUUCUUGUACCGCAUGGAGCAUUUCAAAUAAAAAACCAACCUACACUGAAGCAUAAUGACCUUUUAUCUUGGUUUGAGGGUUGCAGAGAAGGAAAAAUUGAAGGAAUAGUUUGGCACUGCAAUGAUGGCUGUUUAAUCAAGGUUCAUCGUCAUCAUCUUGGUUUACGGUGGCCCAUUCCAGAUACUUACAUGAAUUCACAACCAGUUAUCAUCAAUAUGAACAGGACCAAAUAUGACUGUGCUCUUGAUUCCAAGUGCUUGUUUAAUCAUUUUUCAAAGCUAGAUAAUCAAAAAUUUGGCAGACUCAAAGAUAUAAAACUGGAUGUAUGAAUUUGAAGUGAAAAGGCAAUUGAAAAUCAGUUGUAUUAUCUUUAUUACUUUUAAAUUUGGGGUAUUUUUCUGGCUGAAAAGUGAAAUAUCUCAAGAGCACAUUUGACAUGAAUGAAUUACCUGCCCUUUAGUUUUCAGUGAAAUAUAAUCAGUUCUUUCAACUGCACACAUUUCAAAGUUAAUUAGGGACAAAUUUUUUUUUUAAACUUUUAGUCUUGAAGUAUAAAUCCUGAGGCUUUUGAAAAGAAGAAAUUAUCUACUGAAAACUUAAUCGGUGCGUAUGUAUAUGGAGGGUUUAUAAAGAAAAGUUUUGUAUUUUUUUUCCCUUUUUAAACAAAAAUUACAUUAGACCAACAAUUUUUGUAUCAUUUAUUUGCAAAGUUAGGCCGUGAAUGUUGAAUAUCCUCAUGACCUUUUCUGUAGUAGAACACUACUUGAGAAUCAAGUAGAAAAGCUAACCAAUCUAUUUUAAGCAGCACCACAGUAUUUAUUAAAAAAAAAAUUAACUUUCAAUUGUUUGGCUCUCAUAAGUUGCCUACAAACCUCCUUUAUAGGGCUCAGUUCAGCAUUUAAUGUAUUAUAAUUCCAAGAAUAUUAUGAUGGUUUUGGAAAUUCAUCAUAAGAAACUGACAACCUCUAAUCCAGAAGUCCACAUCUCUGUUAAAUAAAAAAUAUAUCUGUUUUCCUAAUAAGUUAAAUAUAAUGCCAUAUAAAUAUAAACUUUAUUCAGUAAAUUCCAUUGCUUGGAAUUAUACAAGAAAAUAAAUAAACUCUUUAGUUCAGAAGGUGUCAUUUGAUUACUAAUUACAACUUCUUCUAUAAAACAGAAAAUAGUUGAUUAAAGUUGGGGUUGGAAAUAGCCCUUAGGAGAUUGG
Molecule: messenger RNA, 1975 nt
Organism: Dromiciops gliroides (monito del monte)
Lineage: Eukaryota; Metazoa; Chordata; Mammalia; Microbiotheria; Microbiotheriidae
Gene: RLIG1
Product: chromosome 5 C12orf29 homolog
Exons: 7
Coding region: 123-1100 (325 amino acids)
Biological process (GO): response to reactive oxygen species
Molecular function (GO): RNA ligase (ATP) activity
Source: RefSeq, a predicted model, not a curated record